Molecule: messenger RNA, 743 nt
Organism: Drosophila willistoni
Lineage: Eukaryota; Metazoa; Arthropoda; Insecta; Diptera; Drosophilidae
Product: MORN repeat-containing protein 3
Exons: 2
Coding region: 1-444 (147 amino acids)
Source: RefSeq, a predicted model, not a curated record
AUGUCGUGCCAUACGAGUGGCAGUGUGGCAAGUGGUGUACGCUGUCUCCGCUAUCCAGGUGGUGCUGCUCGCUAUGAGGGCAAAUGGUUGAACAAUCAGCAUCAUGGCUUCGGUGUUAAGGCCAACAAACAUGGCUUAAUCUAUGAGGGACAGUGGUCAAAGGGACAACGGCAUGGCUAUGGCACACUGCGGCGGCAACGCAAGUCCUCCCAAAUCUGUGAACGCAUCUAUGUGGGCCAAUGGCAUAGCGAUAAACGCUGCGGCGAGGGUAAACAAUUCUAUGACGAUGGCUCCAUCUAUUUUGGCCAAUGGCAUUUGAAUCAACGGCAUGGCCGUGGCAUACAAUGGUAUUCAGAUGGACGCAUCUAUAUAGGUGAAUGGCAACAGGAUGCCAUGCAUGGCAAGGGAGUGCUUUUUUCGGCAAUUGGACAACAUUUUGCAUAGAGAAGCAUAAUGAGAUUCGACAUACGGGUUGAAUUAUAUUAUCAGUAGUCUGGAAAUAAUAUUCCAAACAUAAAAUCUUAUCAUGUCUGAUAACUCACUAAACAAUAUCGACAGGGGCUCACUUGGUUUUUCUCAUUAUGUUUAACGUGAUAACAUGAUCUAAUUGGACUAACGUGUUUACUAGCAGCUGACUGAAAUUCACUACUUAAUAGAGUAUACAGAAUUUGAAUAACUGACACGGAAAGCUAUCCGAGUGUUACAUUUAAAUUUGAAUAAAUCUUGAAACAAUUGUACAGAUA